Mobula hypostoma (lesser devil ray) is the source of this 9137-nucleotide messenger RNA. RefSeq lists its product as uncharacterized. The record is from RefSeq and is a predicted model, not a curated record. The coding region runs from base 6655 to 7866 and encodes 403 amino acids. NCBI's taxonomy places the organism in Eukaryota, Metazoa, Chordata, Chondrichthyes, Myliobatiformes, Myliobatidae. The transcript is spliced from 5 exons.
CUUCGCCAAUGCUUUAUAAAGUCUCAACAUUGCAUCUUUGCUUUUAUAUUCUAGUCCUCUUGAAAUGAAUGCUAAUACCGCUAAUACUGCUUUUGCCUUCUUCAACAAAGACUUAACCUGCAAAUGAACUUUUAGGGAAUCCUGUAUAUUGACUCCUAAGUCCCUUUGCACUUCGGUUUUUUUUUCGUAUUUUCUCUUCAAUUAGAAAAUAGUCAACUCUUUUAUUUCUUGUACCAAAGUGCAUGACCAAACACUUCUUGACACUGUAUUCCCUCUGCCACUUCUUUGCCCAUUCUCCUAACCUAUCCAAGUCCAUCUGUAGCCUCUCUACUUCCUCAAAACUACCUGCCCCGCCACCUAUCUUCAUAUUAUCUGCAAACUUUGCAACAAAGCCAUCAAUUCCAAUCAUCCAAAUCACUAACAUAUAACAUAAAAAGAAUCGUUUUCAACACAGACCCUGUGGAACACCACCAGUCACCAGCAGCCAAUCAGAACAGGCUCCCUUUAUUCCCACUCUUAGCUUCUUGCCAAUCAGCCACUGCUUUAUCCAUGCUAGAAUCUUUCCUGUAAUACCUUGGGCUCAUACUUUGUUAGGCAGCCUCAUGUGUGGCAUCUUGUUAAAGGCCUUCUGAACAUCCAAGUACACAACAUCAACUGAUUCUCCUUUGUCUAUCCUGCUUGUUAUUUCUUAAAAAAAAUUCCAACCCGUUUGUCAGGCAAGAUUUUCUCUUGAAGAAACUAUGCUGACUAUGGCCUGUUUUAUCAUGUGCCUCCAAGGACCCCAAAACUACAUCCUUAACAGUCGACUCCAACUGCUUGCAGCCACUGAGAUCAGAUUAACUGGUUUAUAAUUUCCUUUCUUCUGCCUCUCUCCCUUGAAGAAUGGAGUGACAUUUGCAAUUUUCCAGUCUUCAAAGCCAUUCCAGAAUCUAGUGAUUCUUGAAAGAUCCUUACUAAUGCCUCCAUGAUCUCUUCAGCCACCUCUUUCAGAACCUUGGCAUGUACAUCAUCUGUACAGGUGACUACCUUCAGACGUUUCAAUUUCCCAAAACCCUUCUCCCUCGUGAUGGUACCUUCACACAGUUCAUGACCCCUGACACCUGGAACUUCUACCAUACUGCUAGUGUCUUCCACAAUGGAGACUGAUACAAAAUAGUCAUUUAGUUCGUCUGCCAAUUCCUUGUCCCCCAUUACUACCUCUCCAGCAACGUAUUGUUUUCCAGCGAUCCGAUAUCCACUCUCACCUCUCUUUUAUACUUUAUGUAUCUGAAGAAACUUUUGGUAUCCUCUUGAAUAUUAUUGGUUCGUUUACAUUCUUAUUCCAUCUUUACACCUUAGUUACAUUUUUAGUUGCCUUCUGUUAAUUUGUGAAAGCUUCCCAAUCCUCUGACUUCCCACUAAAUUUUGCUCUGUUGUAUGCCCUCUCUUUGGCUUUUAUGUUGGAUUUGACUUCUCUUGUUCACCAUGGUUAUGUCAUCUUGCCUUUAGAAUACUACUUCCUGUUUGGGAUGCAUAUAUCCUAUGUCUUUUGAAUUGUUUCCAGAAAUUCCAGCAUUGCUGCUCUGCCCUCAUCUCUGCCAGUUCUCAAUUCUUGUCAACUCUUCUCUCAUGCCUCUGUCAUUCCCUUUACUCCACUGUAGUAGUGAAUCACAUGACUUUGGCUUCUCCUUCUCAAAUUUCAGGGUGAAUGUGAUCAUAUUAUGAUCACUUCCCCUAAGGGUUCUUUUACCUUAAGCUCUCUAAUCAAUCCUGGUUAGUUGCAUAACAUCCAAUCCAGAAUAGAUUGUCCGCUGCUCUUAAAAAGCCAUCUUGUAGGCAUUCCAGAAAUCCCCCUCUUGGAAUCCAGCACCAACCUAGUUUUCCCAAUCUACCUAUAUAUUGAAAUACCCCAUGAGUAUUGUAACAUUGCCUUUGUGGCAUGUAUUUUCUAUCUCCCGUUGUAAUUUGUAGACCACAUCCUAUGUCUCCAGAAUACUCUGCAGAUCAUGCCCCAUUCCUAGACUGUGUGUGAAGCAGACGUAGCAAAGUCUGUUGUUUUCCUGUGUGGUGAGAAAUGGAAACACAUCUCAAUUAUUUCUGUAGCUCAGUUUGACAGUAUUCCUAUGAGGUGUGCUCCCUCAUCUGAAGCUUGCAGAAGUUGAGAAAUCAGAAAGACUCUAUUAUAUUCUACAUUAUUAAACUAUUAAGGAUUAGGGAAUACAAGAGAUCAGUCAUGGAGCCUGGAGUGUAACGUGAGAUUGCAACCUGAUUAGGGGAAUGACAGUGGCUAAAGAGAACUCUUCCCAAUGUAGGGUUGAAAUGGACAAGCAGGGCAAGAAAAUCAGUGGAGGAAUAAGUGGGUAAAUUCUUUCAGAAGUUCCAGUGACAGGUAGCAGGAGAAUAAUCUGGUGUGGAAGAUAUCUAUGAUGCUGGAUUAAGGAUGUCAUUAGGAAAACAAUUUUGAAAAGUGCAGAAUCAACUUAAGUCCAUUCUGGGUGUAAGAAUGGAUCGUAGUGUGAAAACUGGACAUGGUAUUGGCAGUUCUGGCUAAGAACAUGGUAUGGUGGAUUUCUCCAUGUGAAGGAUAGGUUGAGACAUAGAUUAGGCCUUUGCUGACUACACAUGCAAAAUUGUAACAUCCCUCUCAUUCUGUCUGCUGCGCUAUGUCCAUGUCCUGUUCACUGCCUGUUCAUGUGCCUCUUUACAUGCUACUUACACCGUGCUACUGUUUCUGUUUCUGCUACUUACCUGGCAGUGAAUUCCAGGCACCUAUUUCACUUGGUGUAAAAUAAAGCUCGCCUUGUAUGUAUCUUCUUUAAACUUCGCCCUCUCAUCUUAAACCAAUGCCCUCUGAUAUUUCACACUUCCAUCUGGAAAGAAGAUUCUGAUUACCUACCUUGUCUGUCUGUGCCUCUCAUAAUUAUAUAUACUUCCAUCAGAUCUUCCCUGAACCCCCAGAGAAAAAAAAAUGAAUUUGUCCAACCUCUGCUUAUAGGUAAUGCUCGCUAAUCCAGAUGACACCCUAGUGAACCUCUUUUGCACUUUCUCCAAAGCCUCCACAUCAUUCCUAUAAUGUAAUGUCCAGAACUGCACGCAAUCCUCCAGAUAUGGCCUGACCAAAGUUUUAUCCAACUGUGACAUGACUUGCCGACUUUUCUACUGAACGUCCCAACUGAUGAAGGCAAGUUUACUGUAUGCCUUAUUUACCACCCUAUCCACUUGCAUUGCCACUUUCAAGAAACUAAGGACUUGCAUCACAAGAUCCCACUAUAUGUAAAUGCUAGUCAGAAUCUUCUUUACUACCUGCAUUUCCACAAAUUUGGUCUACAACUUUGCAGAUCAGACCAUCGACAUUAUUGUGUUACAAAUAACAGAGGUCACGCCACUAGUCACAGACCUCCAAUCAAAAAUGCCACUCUACCACAAUCCUCUGUCAUCUGUAACCUAGCUAAUUUUGAAUCCAACCUACUAACUCAUAGUGUAUCCUAUGUGACCUAAUCUUCUGACUCAGUCGACAUGGGACCUUAUCACAAACAAGAGAACCUUAUCAAAUGCUUUACUCAAGUCCAUGUAUACAACAUUCACAGCCCUGCCCUCAUCAGUCAUCCUUGUCACCUCAAAACUAUGCUGACUAUUCCAAUAGAUUUUAAAAUGGGCAUUCGCACAUAGAUUAUUGUUUGCAAUGAAAGCAAAGACUCUAAAGUGACUGGACCAUGGAAGAAGUUGGAAUGCAGAGUUCAUCAUGCAGUAUCAUCAUAUCUCCAGCUCUGUCUGCAAGAUACUUUCUUCAGUGACCCAGUCACUUUACCACAGCCCCGGAGAGACAGGAACAGCAGGGCUCACACAGCUAAUGGUACGAGCUAACAGUCUAAAAAGUUCAUCUGUUUGGCGAGGUAAGUGGGGCCCCAAACUUUCCUCAGAGGUGAGGGGACACUUCAGCUAUGAGUCUGUUGGGAUUGUCAAUUGUAUCCGGUCCUCCUGCUGUGACCUCCUCUACAUCGGUACUUGAAUGUCAUGCAUCAUCACACCACAUCGUACGUGCACACCUCGCUUAAGGUAAAAACGAAACUAAGACAUGCAUUCCCGCUGUGUGUUUUUGCUUUCAAUUUUAUGCUCUGGAUUUCCAAAACACUACAAUGGCGAUGAGUUUGUUUUAAAUAAACCCAAGAUGACUACCUACUUGAUGAAACACUGCGAGACGUUUGAAUAAAAAAAAUACACACUGGAGCAUGUGUCUCUUCGGAAGGGGCAAAGAGGAAUGGCUGAGUUAAAAAAAAAGAAAGCAGAAAACUGACAACUUCAUGGGUAAUAAUCAUACAUUUAAAAAAAAAUGCAGAAAUGCCUGGCUGCAUCAGAAAGAUAGACACACUGGAUUGCACAUGAGAUAACUGAAUAUUGUAUACUGAGCUAAUUGUGCUGUAAUUUGAAGCAAAUAAAAGAGCCAAUAAGAAGUGAGUAAUACACACAAAAUGAUGGAGGAACCCAACAGGCCAGGCAGCAUCUCUGGAAAAGAGUAAAUAGUCGAUGUUUCGGGGUGAGACCCUUCUUCAGGGCUCCUGUUUGUGAUUAGAUGAGAAGUGAGUGCCAGUUUUGCUAAGUGCAAUGGAUUUAAAGGCAUACAGUAUGCUUUGAACUUCGAAGUUGGGCAAUCAAUGAGAGUGAGUACAUAAAAAGAGCUCCCUUUCAAUCAGGUCUGCGACCAAGAUUUAAAAGGCAGAGUUUCGCAGCAGUUUCUCUGAGUUGGGUGAUCAACGAGAGGGAACAUAUAAGAAGAGCUACCUUUCAAUCAGUACCACAAUCAAGAUUUAAAAGGCAGAGCUUCACGGCAAUUUCUCUAAGUUGGACAGCGACAAAUCAAUAUGAGAAAUUCAUUGAAAAGGUCCAAUAAAAACAAUGCAAGUGCAAGCGGAGUGGCCAUUCUUUUGAGUGGGCUAAUUUUAGAGUGGCUUUGGCUCAUUAGGAUUGGGCAAGGUAAGUUUCUCUCUUUCUGUUCUUACUUAUCCAUUCCUGGUCCGGUAAUGCAUAGUAAGAAUAGCUCCGGGGUAGUGUCUUGUGCUGUGUGGGGAUGUGGGAAUUCUGGGAGAUCUCCAGUCUCCUGAAUAAACAUAUCUGCACCAGGUGCACUGAGUUGCAACUCCUGAGAGAACAUAUUAAGGAACUGGAGCUGCAACUUAAUGGCUUUCGACUCAUAUGGGAGAAUGAGGAGGUGACAGACAGGAGCUAUAAGGAGGUAGUCACUCCUAGGUUACAGGAGACAGGUAACUGUGUGACUGUCAGGAGGAGACAAAAUGCACAGCCAGUGCAGACUACACCUGUGGCCAGUCCCUCAAUAAUAAGUAUACAACUCUAAAUAAUAUUGAGGGGAACAACCUAUGGGGGGGGGCGGGUGUUGGAGCCACAGUGACCAGGUCUCAGGGUCUCAGGCCGUGAGUCUGGUGCUGUGGCUCGGAAGAGCAGAGAUGAGGUUCUGUAGGCAUGAUAGGAUGGAGUGUUGCCUCCCUUGUACCAGGGUCAGGAAUGUCUGGAAUUGAGUCCACGGCAUUCUCAAGGUUGAGCAGCCAGAAGUCUUGGGUAUAUUGGCACCAAUUGGUAGUCAAGGUGAGAACGAUAAGAAUAGGAGGGUAAGAAUUGGCAGGUGAUUGCAUGGCUGAGGAACUGGUGCAGGGGGCAGGGGCUCACCUUUAUGGAUCAUCUCUUCUGGGGAAUGUAAGACCUGUAUAAAAGGUAUGGUUUACAUCUGAACCCGAGGAGGGUUCAAUAAUCUUACGGUCAGGUUUGCUAGAGUUGUUUGGAAGGAUUUAAACUAAUUUGGUAGGGGGGAUAGGAACCAGAGUGAUAGUGGUGAAGAUGACAUAGUUGGUUAAACGGAGGCAAUGUGUAGCGAGACUCCUGGCAGGAAGAGGCUGUUGAUAGGGCAAGAUUGCAGUCAACAAGAUGAGCUGCAAUGUAAAAGGUGGACACUUAGAAAAGGGUGAAUAUAGGACUAAAGUGUUAUAGUUGAAUGUUUGCAGUGUAUGGAAUAGGGUUGAUGAACUGUUAGCACAGUUGCAAAUUAGCAUGUACGAUGCUGUGGGCAUCACUGAAUCGUGGCUGAAAGGUUAUAAUUGGGAGCUUAAUGUCUAAGGAUAUACGUUGUAUUCAAAGGACAGGGAGGAAGGCAGAGGGGGUGGUGUGGCUCUGUUGGUAAAAAAAAUUUAAUUAAAUCAUUAGAAAGAGAUAACAUAGGGUUGGGAAGGUGUUGAAUUGUUGUGGGUAGAACUAAGGAACUGCAAGGGUAUAUUGACCCUGAUAGGAAUUGUAUACAGACCCCCAAACCGUAGUAAGGAUGUGGUCUACAAAUUAAAUGGGAAAUAAAAAAUCCAUGCGACAAGGGCAAUGUUACAAUAGUCAUGGGGGAUUUCAAUAUCGAGGUAGAUUGGGAAAAUCAGGUUGGUGCUGGAUCCCAAGAGGGGCAAUUUCUAGAAUGUCUAUGAGAAAGCUUUUUAGAGCAGCUUAUGGUUGAGCCCAAUAGUGGAUCAUCUAUUCUGAGUUGUGUGACGGGGUCCUGAAUUACCCCUAUGAACUGUGCUCAUUUACCUCUAUUAACUGUGCUUUUGAAAAAAGAGAGAGAGAGUUAUUUAACAUCAAUAUCUUGUUUUGAAAGAGAGAGAGAGAGAGAGAGAAAACCAUGUAUACAUGGUUCGUAUAAGCCUGGUGAUGGUGCUAAGUUUAGUAAACAAUGGAGGCAUGUUGACACCUCUCCAAGGUAAGGUUGAUAUUGCUGUUCAAUUUAUGAGCAAAGCUGCUGUUGAGGCCUACGAUUGCAAAACCAGAGGUUUAAAUUAUGAUGAUUUGUCACAGACUUUUCUACCUUCCAGAUUUCAGCAGGACUUAGAGAAUAGUACAGCUGAUGAGAAUAAGGUGUAUGAGAAAGGUUUGUCUUUAUUGAGGAAGGAAUUUAUAGAGGAACAGAAGCGAGAUUCUGGAAUGGUGGUUUUAAGGGAGAUAGCUCUCACAGGAGAGGAGGUUCAGAGAGAGUCAAUGGGAUAUUACCUUAAAGGUGGGGCGUCAAUGAGGAGGUGGAGACCAGCCACAGUGCUUGCAAGUCACGUGGUGGUUCUGAAAGUUUACAGGGCUGAAAUUUUAAACAUGGCUCACAGUAUGCCUUUAAGUGGACCUCGUGGAGUGAGAAAGACAGUGAACAGGAUUAUGAAGGAAUUUUACUGGCCUAGUUUAAGGAAGGAUGUUGUGAAUCAUAACAGGACUUGCCAUAUACGGACCGUGAUUAAAGCAUAUGGUGUGAGAAAUGGGAAAAAUUGGGAUGAGGGGGUUCUCUUCCUCCUAUUUCUUGUUGGAGAUUCAAUUCAGAAGGCAUUGGAGGGUAGUUUGUUGGAACCUGUAUUCAGUUACAGGCCAAAAGGACCUUUGACCCUACUCAGAGAACUAUGGUCUGAUUUAGAAACAUGUGCCAGUGUGUUUAAAUAUGUUUUAAAAUUCUGGGAAAGAUUUAAUAGGCUUUGUGUCCUUGCCAAGGAAAGUUUACAAAAUGGUCGAAUCAAAAUAAGACACUUGUUUGCUAGAAUUGCAGCUGGGAGAAUUGUUAUAGAACAAAAUGGAGUUGUGGAAUCUGAUGAUGGCGUGGAAAAACAUGUUUACCCACUGAAUCUAGUCUCACCAAGAUGUCAGAGUUCCAUUGUUUUGAAAAAUAUUACUAAUAAGGUCCAUCAGUUGGACCCUAAACCACAAAAACAAGUGAAAAAACUGAUUGACAUUUUGAAAUGGUGCACAGGUGCAGUGCAUCAUGUCAUUAAAGAUUCAGCCCAGCCUAUGAAACAGCAUCUUCACAGAGAGAACUUUGAGGAAAGUAAGAUGGUUGAAGAAGAAAUUAGAAACAAGGAAGGAGAAUGAAUGACUGUAUUGAUAGAGUGGGGAAGGCUAAAUACCUUAUAAAGAUUGACUUGUUAAAAGGAUACCGGGGUGUUCCUCUAUCAGAGAGGGCUAAUGAGAUAUCAGCAUUUGUGACACCGUCUAGACUGUAUGAGUAUGUUUUACACUUCGGGUUGAAAAGUGCUCCAGGGACAUUUCAAAGAAUGAUCAAUUCUGUGAUUGGAGGGUUAGAAAGCACAGGGGAUAAUAUCAAUGAUUUAGUUAUCUGGAAUGACACGUGGGAAGAGCGGAUUGCAGCAGUAGAAAAACGGUUUGACAGACUUUCCAAGACCAAUUUUACUGUGAACCUUGAUAAAAGUAAGUUUGGUCAUGCUACUAUUAUUUAUCUGGGCUAUGUGGUGGGCCAAGGCCAACUGGCUCCUGUACAGGCCAAGGUUCAAGCUAUUUCUUAAGUUCCUGUUCUGACCAGCAAGGAAGCUUUAAGAAGGUUUUUAGGAAUGGUUGGGUAUUAUCUUAUGUUAUGUAAGAACUUUGCUGACAUUGCUCUCCCCCUAACAAAACUCCUGGGAAGAGUGAAAGAUUUGUAUGGAAUGACCUUUGCCAGGAGGCAUUUGAACGCCUGAAAACCAUCCUGUGCUCAAAGCACCUGAUUUUUCCAAGCCAUUUUCUAUAGCAAAUGACGCUAGUGACGAAGCUGCUGGGGCAGUACUGUGACAGGAAGGAGUGAAUGACACUGAACAUCCAGUAGCUUAUUUCUCAAAGAAUUUGAAUGUACACCAGAACAAUUAUUCAACUGUUGAAAAGGAAUUAUUAGUACUUAUUCUGAUCUUACAACAUUUUGAGGUCUAUGUGCAGAGGCCUCGAAAUCUUUCUGUUGCCCAGACACCACUUGUGGUUUACAUGGGUUAUAAUCUGUUGGUGUUUUUAACUGAAAUGAAGGACAAGAAUAGAAUGUUGUUAAAUUGGAGUCUGAUAUUGUAAGAAUGUGACUUAAAACUCAAACAUGUGAAAGGUACUAACAAUAUUUUAGUUGAUUAGUUAUCCAGAUAUUAAGUUGGAAAUUGUACACAUUUUUGCUCUGUCAUCUGAUGAUUUUACUUGUAUUGUUUCAAACUCUGUAAUUUACAUUUAGACAAAAAAAAUUUGUCUUCGUUAAUUUUUUUUCCCUGAGGAAGGGGAGUGUGACGGGGUCCUGAAUUACCCCCAUGAACUGUGCUCGUUUACCCCUAUUAACUGCUUUUGAAAAAAGAGUUAUUUAACAUCGAUAUGAAGACUAACUGUUGGACUAUCAC